Molecule: messenger RNA, 4424 nt
Organism: Coregonus sp. 'balchen'
Lineage: Eukaryota; Metazoa; Chordata; Actinopteri; Salmoniformes; Salmonidae
Source: the annotation of a GenBank genome assembly
AUGGUUGAGCACGGUGGCCUUGACCUUAUGUGUUUAAAUAAGUCCUACAGUCACAGUUCCUCUACCUCGUCCUCCAGCUCAGAGCGAGAAAAGAAAAUAUUCACCAAGUUGAAAGUCAGUUUGACUGAGGACUAUCCGCAGAAGAAUGCGGAGAUCCUGAGCGGCCAGUAUGGGACUAAUUUACUUUUGAUCGGCGUGUCGUUGAUGCUGGCUAUUGCGCACCAUGGCGCAUCCGUGAAGGAAGAGCACCUGCUGUCGUUUAUCACGACCCUCAUGAUCCUCCAGCUGAUAUGGAUGAUAUGGUACAUCGUGAGCAGAGACAGGCAGAGUAACUUACAGCCAGAAAAGGAUGUGCAUGCUACUACCUGUUGGAUAAGAGGUGAAGCUGACGCACGCAUGUUUGGAAGAUUUAGGCUUUUCCUUGCGUAAAAUGGUGUUGCGAAUGUAUUUAUUUAAUCUCGAGGUCGUUAUUAGUCCAUAAGAAUAAUGUGGUAUUACAUGAUAUCUUCAAUGUUUUAUAUAGUUUAAUGCUUCUCAAGUAGCUAAUGGGGCUUAUUUUCCAAAUAUUUUUGUUCUUGUUUUUCAAACAUUUUAUUGACAUCAAAAGCAAUUAAAGUUUGAUUUGCAUAGUUAUUCGUUUCGAUGCAGCCCCAUAAUAACGAAUCUUUCAUUGAUAUAGGUGGGCUAACUCUUCUUGCGCUCCUCUCGUUGAUCAUGGAUGCCUUCCGUAUUGGGUAUUUUGUGGGCUAUCGAUCAUGCGUGUCGGCUGUUCUAGGGGUGUACCCUAUCAUCCACGCAACUCACACAAUAGCACAGGUAAGAUACAACCCCCAUUCUAUGUUGAUUUGAUCACGCUUUUCAUUAUGGCCUAUACUUACAAGGAUUUGUAAAGUGCCCUGAAAUUUAUAAACGGUUAAUUAUUCAUUUAAAGAUUAUUAAGCAAGCACCAAAAUAACAAUGUAGGCCUACUUAUGAAUGCUCUAUUGAUUAUUACUGUUAUUAUUGACAGUGCAGACAUAUAAACUCAGUAUUUUCCAAGCAGCGAAAUGACAAGCACACAGUUUAAACCAAUGUGUUAUUAGAGCCUGCAAUUACAAUGUACAUAGGCUAACUGUUUAUUUCAGAUUUAUAAAGUAACAAUUAACAGCUUAUAAACCAUGUAUAAACCCCUUUACCCUCUUAAAUAUAUAAAGUGUUACAGGUAAGCUGGCUGCUCUGUUUAAAAGUUAUUGAGUAAAGGUAUCGAAAUACCACUUCAACAGGUAUAGUGCUUUGUCUUGAAGUGGAAUAAUGUACGCUUUGUUUCUCAGGUAAGAAAGAGAGUUGUCUGUACAACAUAAUCCUGUCAUUGUCCAUGUUAUUGGAGUCUAAUGUAGCACAGGCGGAGGUAAUCCAUCAGUUGAAAGGUCGCUUGAUAUGGCCUCACAUUCUGAUUAUUCAUUUUCACAGUCCAAAUGAAAGCCUUCACCAGAAAUUAUUAUUUUUUUAAAUUUUUUAUUAUAUAGUGUGUCUUGUCAGUGCUAUGAUACAAAUAUAAUUUAGAGUUUUGUUUUAGGUGCAUUUCCUUUGGUUUCACAUCAAGGACGUCAUCAAGGCCUUCGAGACCUUUGAAAGGUAUUGUAAAAUAUAAUAAACCAGUAUUUUGAGAUUGUCACAACCCAUGCAAGCCUCUCAAACCUACGGUAUGUUUAGGUUAUGCUCAAGUACAUUUUUCAUUGGUGGAAUUCAGUAAAAGAGUUGAUGAGUUUAUUUAUCCUGUUAUAACCAUUAUACUAAUUUAAAAUGUCAUUGUAAAUUCAUAUUGUUCCAUUUUGUUUCAUGUGUGUUUCCCUCAGAUUUGGUGUAAUCCAUGCAGUCUUCACCAACCUGCUGCUGUGGUGCAACGGUGUGAUGUCUGAGGCUGAGCACUUCCUAAACAACCACAAGAGAAGGCUCUCUUCCCUGGGCUAUGUAAACCUCACCAUAGGUAAGGAGACCAGGGGUCGAGUGGCUGCUUGUACCCAAAGAAAAAAGGACAAUAGUUCACUUGAGAAGCUCACUUCAUUGGAUGAAAGACAGGGGUGCGAGGGGGGUUGGAGGGGAAGGUGGGAUGGAUUAGGCAGUCCGGCAGGUCUUGUUUGUGUCGAACGCCUCUCUCUUAGGUUUCACGAGACAUGCACGGUCGCUGGCCCCCACCACCCGCCCCCCCCCAGCUCGAGCGACCUCAGACGCCUUUGUCCCAAGCCGGGCUGCUCCCAAGGGCGCUGCAAUUACAGUAACUGAUACAUCUUAAGCCGUGGCUGCUCCACCGGCCCCCUCAUAUCCGGCUGACUGUGCCGCUGUUGUUCCCUUUUUAAUUAAAGAGAGCAGGACCGUAGUGGUACCCUUUGGGGAGGGGUCGUGAGUGGGUAGAGAUAGUGGUGCUACAGGGUUGAGUUUAAAUGCAGUCUCUAGAGGGCAGCACUAGGAAAUAGUAAUACAAAUGGUAGGGGCUUCAAGUACAAGGGAAGUAUUAUUUCGAGGAAAGACUGAAAGUCAUUGUAUACCAUUUUGUGGAAUUGUGUAUUUUUGUGUUCAGAAGGUUGAUUGAUCCACUUGAUCCACCAACCUGAUGAUCCUCAUCACACAUGUGAAGAGCAGUUUGUGGUCAUAUUUAUCAGACCCACUGCUACAUGAAGAUUGUCAAAACUGAAACGACUAGGACAUUGAGCUGGGAGGCCCAAACAGGACAUUUUCUCUAAAUUCCAGUCCAGACCAAUUCAUUUGGUAAAUAACUGUAUUCUAAAUUCCAGUCCUACCUCACACUGAAGUGUAUUGUUGCUUUAGACUCUGAUGGCAAAGAAUUGAUUAAGACACAAAAAAACAUGCAAAAAACAUGCAAAAAACGUUGAAAUAUACUUUAUUGCCAUACAUAUUUGUUUUAAAUAUUUGAAUAACUUGGGAGUUUACAUCCUCUGUGUAGUGUACUUGUAUACACAAAUUGGAGGUCACUGUUUUGUAAAGCACAUUAUGGUGGCAGAAGUGGGAUUUCACUGUGCUUGAAACUGACAAGAUAUUGUUUUUUUAUGUGUUUCAGUGGAUAUGGAGCCUCACUGUAAUUGCACUACCAGCGCCUGUUCCAUGUUCUCCAACAGCCUCUACUACCUUUACCCCUUCAACAUCGAGUACCACAUCUUUGUCUCUGCAAUGCUCUUUGUCAUGUGGAAGAACAUAGGGCGCAGCAUUGACCUCCAGUACAACCGGAAAAGGCCGGCUACCAGGACCCAAGGGCUGGUGGUUGGCCCCAUCCUGGGUCUCGUUGCCCUGGCCAGCACCAUCGGUGUGCUGGUGGUCUACAUCAUCCAUGUGGAAGAGUCGAUGGACACCCGGGAGUCGGCCAUCGCAAUGUUCUACUGCUACGGCAUCGUCAUGCUGGUGUUCAUGUGCUCGGCCGGGGCCACGGGUCUGCUCAUAUACCGUGCCGACCCUAUGCCCAUGGACACCACCAAGAACCCCUCGCGGACGCUGGACACAGAGAUCCUGUUCGGAUCGUCGGUGGGCUCCUGGCUCAUGUCCUGGUGCAGCGUAGUGGCUGUGGCAGCCUCAGGCAGCAGCCCGAGCUACCGCUGGACCAACCUGAUGUACUCGCUGCUCAUCGUCCUGGAGAAGUACAUCCAGAACCUGUUCAUCAUAGAGUCCCUCUACCGCCAGCGGGAGGACGGUGAGAGGGAGGACGCUGAGGUGGCAGGGCCUGUGCCAGAGAUCUACUCUGUGACCUCCUCCUUGGCUCCGCCCUACAAUGGCAUCAUCAACCGGGCGUACGAGAACCCAGACAAGGGCUGUGUCACGCUGGAGAACGAGCAGGAGGAGAACGGACAGGUUUACGGAACAUUCAGCCCACGGAAACAUUCGGCAGUGCCCCUGCACGUCGGGAACAACGUGGCGGAGACCCCGAGCAAGAAGAGGCAGAUUCUGAAGAACAUUGCUGUCUUCCUCUUCAUGUGCAACAUCUCAGUAAGCUUGCUGUUUUUUACUUAUCAUUUAUGAUUUAUUUAAUUAUAAUAGUCAGCAUUGAUGUUAUUGUCUUAGGGUAUAGCUAGUUCUCAAACGCAUAGCAUUCCCCAUUUCUUACCCUACUAGCUACUUUUAUUCUCUACCUUCAAUGCAAUGUUCCAGUAGGGAAAUGUAUUGUGUGUGAGUCUAUGAAAAUACAAGACAUAUUCACCACACACAAAAAAACAAAAAACAACAUCACAAAGUUAGGUUUAACUUUAUUUGGUGUCUCCUUCCUGCAGCUCUGGAUCCUCCCCGCCUUUGGCUGCAGACCCCAGUAUGACAAUGGCCUGGAGCAGGAGACGUUUGGCUUCACCAUAUGGACAACAGUUCUCAAUUUUGCAGUGCCAAUGAACCUCUUCUACCGCAUGCACUCUGUGGCCUCCCUCUUCGAAGUUUUCCGAAGAGUGUGA